Molecule: messenger RNA, 392 nt
Organism: Cebus imitator (Panamanian white-faced capuchin)
Lineage: Eukaryota; Metazoa; Chordata; Mammalia; Primates; Cebidae
Gene: SMIM40
Product: small integral membrane protein 40
Exons: 2
Coding region: 52-291 (79 amino acids)
Source: RefSeq, a predicted model, not a curated record
GCCUUCCAUCCCUGCCCCCUGAUCCAGCCAGCUGUCUGAUUGUGAGUUGGUAUGGCCGAGGAAGGUGAUGUGGACGAGGGGGAUGUGUUCCUGGCAUUUGCCCAGGGUCCCUCUCCUCCCAGGGGUCCCGUGCGACGUGCCUUGGACAAGGCUUUUUUUAUCUUCCUGGCCCUCUUCCUGACACUGCUGAUGCUGGAGGCUGCUUAUAUGCUGCUGUGGCCACUACCAUGGGCAAAGUUAGGGGACUGGCUCCUGGGGACACCUCAGAAGGAGGAGGAGCUGGAAUUGUGACCACCUUUCCUAUAAACAUCCUCUUUCCUCGCCAAGGAGCUCUCCCAGAAGAGGAGGCGGAGACCCAGGUAUUUUAGGAGCCUCGUUUCGUCUCACAGACC